Molecule: messenger RNA, 639 nt
Organism: Botrytis byssoidea
Lineage: Eukaryota; Fungi; Ascomycota; Leotiomycetes; Helotiales; Sclerotiniaceae
Exons: 4
Coding region: 1-639 (212 amino acids)
Biological process (GO): copper ion transmembrane transport
Cellular component (GO): membrane
Molecular function (GO): copper ion transmembrane transporter activity
Source: RefSeq, a predicted model, not a curated record
AUGGAUAUGGAUAUGAGUAUGGAUAUGGAUAUGGGUAUGGAUAUGUCAUCCAGCGCUGCGAACACAUCUCUCUCCCACUCUCCCUGCAGAAUGUCCAUGCUCCUUAACUUCCACACCACAUCAACCUGCUACCUCCACCCUUCCCUCCAAGUCCACACAUCCAUUCAAUUCCUCCUCAUCUGUCUAUUUUCCUUCCUCCUUCCUAUACUCCUCGAAACGACCCGUCGUUAUCAACGUGCCUACGAUCGGUAUCUACGUUACAAGAACGCAUAUCGUGUACAGCAGAAGUCCCUCGAAACAGCAGACGGAGACGAAGAGGAUAAACUUCUCCUCGGACACAAUGACAAUCCAAAGCGAGCAGAUAGAUCUGGAAUCUUGGAGUGGAAGUGGAUGCGCAUCCCUUGGAUUUCUGCGGAGGCCUGGGAGCAGGUUUUGAGAGCGGGGAUUCAUGGAGUGCAGUUUGCGAUUUCUUAUACGGUGAUGAUGAUGUGGAUGUAUAGUAACGGAUACAUCAUAAUCUGCAUCCUACUAGGUGCAAUAACAGGAUUCGGAAUGUUCACGCGCGAUAUGAUGGAGGCUUCUGGCUCUACACAUCUAGAAGAGGGUGAGAAUGAUGGGAGAGGAGAGAGUUGUUGUUAG